UAUGGGCGCGGCAAGAGUACGAGUAGAUAAGAUCUAUGGGAGAACAAACGGUGGAUAAUGAGGCUUGUCGAUCUAUCUGCAUAUAUUUUUGUAGCUGUGCUAGGUUUUCCCCAAAAAGGCACAGAUGCUGUGAGCAGUUUAGAAGUCAGUAGCGAUGGUGGCACUGUGAUUGAUGGGUUCCUUCAAGUGUGUCCAAACACUACCGUCAGCCUCACUUGUUCUCAUGACAGUCCUGACGACCUGUCUCGUUGGAGAGUCGCUCCUCGUCUACCAAGAGACUGCAAUACUGUUAUCACCCACACAGCCUCCCCAAAUAGCGCAGGUGUAUGUGGACCAUUCAUUGUUAGUAUGAUCAGUCCCCACAAUGAGCCAACAAGGAUGUCCAUGCACUCUUGAGUUGGUAGUCACUGAGUCACUAAAUGGUUCUGUGGUGACUUGUUUUGCUGGUGGUUCUACGUCUGAUCCUCAAGUCGGGAACUUCACUAUAAUUACUGCAGGUAAGAAUAGUUUCAGCACUGUAAUUGAAAUUUACUCAGUGGUUGACCAGUUAACUGGACAAGUUACGCUUUUGGUUAGCAAUAGCGAAAUGUUUGGGACAGCGAUAACAUUUUAUGGCAGUGUGGUUGGAGGCAGUGAGUGGUUCAGUGGAAGUGACUGACAACAACAUCGUUGUGACUGGACUGAGCUACACCGGGUUUCACACUGUCUGUGUAGUGGCUGCCAGUGCUGUGUGUCCUGGAGUACUGAACAGCAGCAUUGAUGUUUCUGUGAUGUUCAACAUAAGAACUCCUGUAUAUACUAACUUAACCCACUGGAUUCGUUGACUGUUCCAAUCCAUCACUGUCUAUCAGGGGAUCAUGGAGUUUGGUGGAGGGAGUUCAGAGCAGCAAUGACCCAGCAGUUCAGUUUGACACCUCCCUUAAAUGUUGUACCAACCAUAACCUACACUUCAGCUGGGGGUAUCAGUGGUAGUGCAGUGUUUAUCUCUGGUUCAUCCUACCAGCUCACAGACACAGUGGAGAAUGAUGUGUACACGUUAACUGUGACCGUCACUAAUGUGGCUGGAUCAAGCAGUGAAAUGUCUGCUGAAAUUGAAGAUAGAGCACUUGUCAUUGAUGACAGUACGUUGGGAGCAAUGAAUUGCCUCACAUUCUAUCUUGGUAAAAACUGUACCUCUGAGCAAAGUGGGGACUUUCGUAUCCAGUUUGAACAAGGAUUUGGAUGUCGAGAGUUGCGUCCAUUGGAUUUCAGCACCUCCAACAUACAACUGACGUCACAGUUGACUUGUGUACCUGUCACGUCAUCCACUGAUCUGUGCUAUCGUGCAAAUCUUGUGUAUGAUGGAACCAUAGUUGACACUCAGAGCAAUCUUAACUUUAGCACAUGCCCUGUGAGUGCCCUCUUGUUAUUCGUGGGCAGUGGAGUGUCCUACCAGCUUGACGGAGUCGUUACUGCUAGCAGCGUGUCUCACCUUAGAAUUACGACUGCUACUCUGAGCUGUACUUCAGUUAUCUAUGAUUUGUCUGGUUCAUAUCAACUCACUUGCAUUGAUGGAAAUGUUGAAACAGCUGGAUUGAGAUCUUGCGUUUGAUUCGAUGUUCUACAGUUUCUGUUUGGCUGAUUGUGGUGAUCAUUCUGAUGAUACUAGCACCGGCUAGCGUAAUGGGAAUUGUUUGUGGAUGCUUUUUUGGCUGAUAUUCUCCUUGUUUUCAUGUUUGGUUUUGGUGUGGGGGUGCUCUUUUACAUGUGUUAUUGCAAACGAGAUUUGAAUUAAUUGUAAGUCAAACCCAAGAGAUACUGAAAAGCUCAAGCGUGAUAUAUCAUCUUCCCCUCCUGCCGACUCCCUCUAUGCUGACCUAAACUCUAUUGAGCACCAGACAGCCCCAGGAAAUUAUGCCCUUGUCAAUGUAUAUACCAAGAAACCAAAGCCAGCUUCAAGAGAGGCUCUUCAUCAGCUGACCUAUGCCAGAGAGUGGUCGACAGGCGGCCCACCAACGACCCAGGGAAUAUCCAGUGGAGGAGUCCAGCGUGGAUCAUAUAGCAAUACUAAGCUGCUUACAGAACAACGGAGAAGAAAAUAGUAGACUAAACACAUUAGUAAGAAGGAGCUUGGGGAGCCGCACAUCACCACACCACUGUACUGCAUGCAUGUGUACUAUAAAACUGGAUUAUGUAUAUGCAUGCACAGAACUUCAUUAUGGCUGCGUGUUCGGUGUGUGCCAAAAAUGUGCUCACAGGCUCCUUCUUACUAAUGUGUUUAGUCUACUAUUUUUACACGCAUGUGACACUAUAUAAUGUUAUAUUUUU
This is a messenger RNA of Halichondria panicea, 2307 nucleotides long. RefSeq lists its product as uncharacterized. Lineage: Eukaryota; Metazoa; Porifera; Demospongiae; Suberitida; Halichondriidae. The transcript is spliced from 10 exons. Bases 890 to 1591 code for a protein of 233 amino acids. The record is from RefSeq and is a predicted model, not a curated record.